AUGCUCCUAAAUAGAUUUGCAGGUGACGUUGUAGAUCUUGGUAUUAUUAGAGCUGGAGAAUUCAAAAAAGUUAAAGCGGUUUUGAACCCACGAGUGCAUUUGAUGUCUAAGGGUAAGACUAAUAGAUAUGUAUGGCAAGCCAACGAAGAGGAAGCAUUGUUAAAUAUCCUUGAUGAAUUAGUUGCGAGUGGUCAACUUUGUGACGCCGGCACAUUCAAAGCAGGGGCGAUGAAAUUGGUAGAAACUAAACUCCGAUUAUUGAUCCCACAUACACCUAUUAGAGUUAAACCCCAUUUGAAUUCUAAAUUGAAGAGAUUGAAGAAAGAUUAUAGUAUUGUUGUUGACAUGUUAAACCAAAGUGGUUUUGCUUGGAAUGAUGAGAAGAAAUGUGUAGAGGUUGAUAGCGAAGAAAUUCUUCACAGAGAUGCUGUUGGGUGGAGAGAUAAAUCUUUUACAAAGUUUGAUAGGCUUUGA
Messenger RNA from Prunus armeniaca (apricot), 474 nucleotides. The record is from the annotation of a GenBank genome assembly. Lineage: Eukaryota; Viridiplantae; Streptophyta; Magnoliopsida; Rosales; Rosaceae.